This is a messenger RNA of Hydra vulgaris (swiftwater hydra), 1715 nucleotides long. The record is from RefSeq and is a predicted model, not a curated record. Lineage: Eukaryota; Metazoa; Cnidaria; Hydrozoa; Anthoathecata; Hydridae.
UGAACGGUGAUUUGACAACCUCUUUGAUUCAAGAUCAAGAAAAAUGGAAAACGUAUCUCAACGUAGGAGGUGACGCUUACGCUUUUAGCAAGUUAAUCGGACAAAACAAAUACAAUGAAGUUAACGCUCAAGCUGAUCAAAGAACCAUUAGCGAAACUUUAAGAACCAUGAGAAAUUUAAAAAAAUAUGUUCCUCAAGAAGAAAACAAUUCUCUUAAUCCUAUGCCUCCUAAUUCUGUACAAUCAAGUUUAAAUAAUUUAUCACAAAAAACUACUUUAAAUACUAUUCAACCUACUAACAAAAAAGUUUAUCUUUUAACUCCUCUUAAUCGAUUUUUAACUUUUUACGAAAAACCUAACGAGGCAGAAGUAACCAAACUCAUGGCAAAUUUAGCUAGAUCAAAUAUGGCUAAAUUAGCUCGUAAUUUAUUAGACAUGUGUAAAAAUCAAGUCAAUCACACUUUUGGUUCAAAUCACAUUUCUUUACGCGUUUAUAAACCUAGAGGUGAAGAAGCAACAUUAAACAAUUUAAAAAUAUACAUUCAAUUUAUGAAUAACGUAGUAGACGUUGAAGAAUCUUUAGCUAGCAUUAUAAACAACGUUAACGCAACUUCUUACGAACUCAUUAAUGAUCCUAAACAAUAUUCUUAUUACGCUAACGAAUUUUUAACUUUACUUGCUUCACCUCAAAGCGUAGGCAAUUUAAGAAUGGUUGCAGAUUAUUAUCAAAUUAAACAUCUUACUUUUGCUAAAUUGUGGAAUUAUUUAAAAAAAUAUAAUAUACCUUUUAGAAACGAAAACAAACUGACGUCAGAAAGCGCGUAUCAAGAAACCUUUUCAAGUCGUCCUUAUACUGUAAUGACUUCAGCCUUUUUUGAAAGCGAUUCUUUAGUAGACAAAAGUUUUUCGGGAAAUAUUGCUUUUGAUCUUUUAUCUGAAACAAAAAAUAUUGUCAACACGUGGUUAAAACAAUACACAGAACAAUUUAAAGGUUACAACUUUAACAUUUUAACCGAUUACAUCAAAUCGAACAGCGUUUACAUGCUCGACAAAAAUAUUUAUAAUUUAAUGAUUAACAAUUACAACGAAAACGCGAUGCAAAGUAUAUCAAUCGGUGAACACAUGUUAAACCUUACAUUUAAAACGUUUUUUGCAAAUCCACCUUCUUUACCAUAUAGAGAUGUAGACGACGUAGUACAAUUACAAGACAACGUAGUAACCGCUUGCAUACAAGCAAACAUGCAAGAUUUUUUAGAACAAAUUAAAAGCAAUUCGAAUCAAUUUUAUAAUACAGAAAUCAACGUUAAACAAAAAACAAUCAUCGAAAUGAUGAUGAUAAUGGGUUCUUUAUACAGUUCUCAACUCUUUCGAUUGAAUACUCUUUUAUCGGCAUAUAAAAAAUUUGAUAUCAACCUUUCUCCUGUAAAGAAAUCUUUUUUUUCAAAAAAAUCUGUAUUACCUACUCCUGAAUCUUUAGUUGAUACACCUCAAUCUAGUUCUAAAGAUAAACCUUGGUUAGAAUCUACUCCAAAAGAAGACUCUUGGUUAUAUAAAGAAGAAAAACCUGUCGGUGCUACUGCUUUGCCUACGGAAGAAAAACCUAUCGGUGCUACCGCUUUACCUACUGAAACUACACCAUUUACUAGUAAAGAUAUAAAACCUAAAACUAAAAACCGAUUAGAAAGAAAAUAUCCGACAGGAAAAAAAGCUCUUUAA